Molecule: messenger RNA, 1128 nt
Organism: Exophiala dermatitidis NIH/UT8656
Lineage: Eukaryota; Fungi; Ascomycota; Eurotiomycetes; Chaetothyriales; Herpotrichiellaceae
Exons: 3
Coding region: 1-1128 (375 amino acids)
Biological process (GO): chromatin organization
Cellular component (GO): nucleus
Source: RefSeq, a predicted model, not a curated record
AUGACUUCCCAACCAGAUCCUCAAUCUGGGACAUCCACACCGAGAAAUUUCACGGCCCAAGCCACCUCCGCCGAAGACCUUCUCAAAUCGCAGACAGUCGGGCUCGUCCACCUCGCGGAUUUCCGCAAACGCCGCGCGGACGUACUCGAACAGAAAGAAAAAGAGGCGCGUAAUGAAUCGGUUGGAAGGGGCACACCUGAUGUGGAGGACAGCGACGGUGCGGUAACGCGUCGAGCCGAGCGGCCUCUCAAGAAGAAGAAAAAGACAGCCGCCAAAGGUCUGCUCUCGUUUGGGGGCGACGAAGAAGAAGAUGAUGGCGGCGAAGGAGGAGCAUCAAGCGCAAUCUCAACGCCGGUAUCUAAAAGCCCAAGAAAGUCUGCGAGUGUGGAACGGUCGCCUGAACCGUCUGGAAUUGCCAGUGGUCGAAAAUUCACGCCGAAUCCGAACUCAACGCUCCCUGCUCCAAGAGCCAUGACCAAAGCCGCUCUGGCCGCAGAGGCUGCAGAACGAGAGAGAUUGAGGAAGGAAUUCCUGGAAAUGCAAGAGGCAGUCAAGCAGACUGAAAUAGCCAUCCCGUUCGUGUUCUACGACGGAGCCAAUAUCCCUGGCGGGACGGUCAAGGUCAAGAAAGGAGAUCACAUAUGGCUGUUCCUGGAUAAAUGUCGAAAGCUGGGGGCCGAGCUGGGCGUGACUGGUAGCGGACAUUCCCUCAAGAGCCGCGAGGAAAGUAGGAAGCAGUGGGCCAGAGUCGGCGUGGAUGACUUGAUGUGUGUCAGGGGAGAAGUCAUUGUGCCUCAUCACUACGAGUUCUAUUAUUUCAUUGCGAACAAAAUCCCGGACCCGGUGCGAGAAGGGAAGCUCCUGUUUGAGUAUUCUGGUACAGCUACGAAGAAGCGGGAUGAUGAUGGGUCUGGGUCUUCUCUUCUGCGGGUGCCGGCCAAGGAACAGCAGCUGGAGGGCCAAAAUGAUGAUCCAACACUGACCAAAGUGGUCGAUAGGCGUUGGUACGAGAGGAACAAGCAUAUCUAUCCUGCUAGCUUGUGGAAGGAGUUCAAGGCCGGCAAGGAAUUCGAGGAGCUGGCGAAGGGGCGCAGGGAUGCGCAGGGCAAUGCCUUUUUCUUUGGUUAG